AUGCUUUACUUUAAGCAGUUAAAGAACAAUGUGGACAUGUAUGUAAUGAUCAAAGUUAGUUCCAUUGCAUCACCAUUACCGUUUUUAGCACAAGCUUCACCUAUAUAAAUACUACAUAUUCACCUUCCUUAGCCUUUGUACCAUCGCAAAUACCUACAUUCUUUCAUUCUUUUCAAAAUGAAAAUGGCUAUUGCAAGCACCACCAUGCCUUCACCACCCCAAAUCAUUAUUCUCUUCCUUCUCCUCUUGGGUGCUUUUGGUGAAGCCCGUGAUCCAUUUGCUUGCGACCCAAAAGAUGCGACGACGCCCAACUUCCCGUUUUGUAAGGUUUCGAUGCCUGUAUCGGAUAGAGUGAAGGACCUUCUAGGACGGUUGACGUUGGAGGAGAAGGUUAGGCUGCUGGUAAACAAUGCUGCAGCAGUUCCACGGCUGGGGAUCAAAGGGUACGAGUGGUGGUCUGAGGCUCUUCAUGGCGUCUCGAAUGUGGGCCCUGGAACUAAGUUCGGUGGGGCCUUCCCUGGGGCCACUAGUUUCCCUCAAGUAAUCACAACCGCUGCGUCUUUCAACGCCACAUUAUGGGAAGCCAUCGGACGGGUUGUGUCGGAUGAGGCAAGGGCGAUGUACAACGGGGGAACGGCUGGGCUCACUUACUGGAGCCCAAAUGUCAACAUUUUCAGGGACCCGCGGUGGGGCCGUGGACAGGAGACUCCAGGUGAAGAUCCGGUGCUGGCCGGUACAUAUGCUGCCAGUUAUGUGAAGGGCUUGCAGGGAAAUAACGGUGACCAGUUAAAGGUGGCGGCUUGUUGUAAGCACUUCACGGCCUAUGACCUCGAUAACUGGAAUGGAGUUGACAGGUUCCACUUUAAUGCCAAGGUAAGCAAGCAGGACAUCGAGGAUACAUUCGACGUGCCAUUCAAAAUGUGUGUACAAGACGGCAAUGUAGCCAGUGUUAUGUGCUCUUACAAUCAGGUCAAUGGUGUCCCCACCUGUGCUGACCCUAAUCUCCUACGGAAGACUGUACGAGGUCAAUGGAGACUCAAUGGGUACAUUGUUUCAGAUUGUGAUUCAGUUGGGGUCUUUUAUAAUACCCAACAUUACACAACAACGCCAGAAGAAGCAGCUGCAGAUGCCAUCAAAGCAGGUUUGGACUUGGACUGUGGACCUUUCUUGGCGCAACACAGUGAAGAUGCAGUAAAGAGAGGUUUGUUGAAUGAGGCUGACGUUAACAGUGCCUUGGCAAAUACUCUCAAAGUCCAAAUGAGACUUGGCAUGUUUGACGGUGAGCCUUCUGCACAACCAUUUGGGAACUUAGGACCAAAAGAUGUGUGCACAUCAUCUCACCAAGAGCUCGCUCUUGAAGCUGCAAGACAAGGCAUUGUUCUGCUCAAAAAUCGUGGUCCUUCAUUGCCUUUAUCCCAUCUACGUCACCGCACUGUCGCUGUCAUUGGGCCUAACUCCAAUGCGACUGUUACCAUGAUUGGAAACUAUGCUGGUGUUGCAUGUGGAUACACGUCUCCUUUGCAAGGAAUAGGAAAUUACGCAAAGACAAUACACCAACUCGGAUGUGCAGAUGUAGCUUGCGUAGAUGACAAGUUAUUUAGUAGGGCAAUUGAAGCUGCCCGUCAGGCAGAUGCAACGGUUCUAGUGAUGGGGCUUGACCAAUCAAUUGAAGCAGAAUUCAAAGACAGGACAGGGUUGCUUUUGCCAGGGCGCCAACAGGAUCUUGUUUCUAAAGUAGCCAUGGCUUCCAAGGGUCCAACCAUACUAGUUUUGAUGUCUGGUGGGCCUAUUGAUGUGUCUCUCUUUAAUAAUGACCCUCGUAUUUCUGCCAUUUUAUGGGCCGGAUACCCGGGCCAAGCCGGUGGAGCCGCCAUAGCUGAUUUAUUAUAUGGUACGACCAAUCCAGAGGGCAAGCUGCCUAUGACAUGGUACCCACAUGAUUAUGUUUCAAAUUUGCCAAUGACAGACAUGGCCAUGCGUUCAAAUAGAAAAUUCCCUGGCAGAACGUAUAGGUUCUACGAAGGUCCAGUAGUGUACCCAUUCGGUCACGGAUUGAGUUACACCAACUUUGUUCAUACCAUUGCGAGUGCACCCAACGUUGUCGCGGUCCCUCUAGAUGGCCGCCAUCAUUCGGGAAACACAACCGUUUCAGGCAAGGCAAUCAAAGUUAAUCAUGCAAAAUGUAACAAGCUCUCAGUAGGUCUUCAAGUAGACGUGAAAAAUACGGGAUCCAAGGACGGUACUCACACAAUGCUCGUAUUUUCGAAGCCACCUGCUGGGCAUUGGGCUCCACAAAAACAGCUGGUGGCCUUUGCAAAAGUUCAUGUUCCGGCGGGGUCUCAACAACGAGUCGGAAUCAACAUCCAUGUGUGCAAGUUUCUCAGUGUUGUGGACAAGUCCGGGGUUCGAAGAAUUCCGAUUGGUGUUCAUAAUCUCCAUAUUGGUAAUGUUAAGCAUUCCGUAUCCCUUCAAGCUGCAACUUUAGGGGUGAUCAAAUCCUAGGUUUUUCCUGGACAGAGGGGAUGCAAAUAUGCCAUUUCUAAACAAUGGGAAAUUCAUCAGGUUGCAAGUGAUAAAAUUACUUCCAUUAUAGUUGAACAUUAAUGUCAGUCUAUAGUAAAUAAGAAGAAAAAGGAGAAAGAAAAAAUAAAUCCUACAGGGAUAUGAUUGUUAUUGUUUUAUAGAAAAGAAGAAGCUUAGCUUGUUUUGUGAAGGAAGAAUUUGUCUCAAUUUAGUUGUACGAGGAAGAAGUAUACACUUAAACUGGGUUCUUCAUUAUUUCUACUAUUAGAUUUAAUUUUGAAUUAAAUUGCACAAUUAGUUGGUGGCAAUCCACUGGGUCCCUUAUCAGGCUUAUAGUUGUAAAAUUGAUUGCUGGAAUGAAUACUUCUCCCUUUCUUCUCUCUCUCUCUUUUUCUGAUUGUCUCUUUCUAUUUCAGAUUAUACGUAAGCAUGCUUAUGCUUAAAGCAACAGACAACACUUUGAUUUCAUGAAAAUUAAUCAGUUUCAAAGGAGCAAAGGGAAGUUAUCUCGGCUUCCAUUCCAGCAAAGGAAGCAAGCGCAUGGCGUCAACAUAAUAGCUCGAUUAGCGUCGGUCCUAAUCAUAUAAAUUCUAAACUACGGAUAUUACUCAGCCGCAACCCGCAAUGUUACUGCAGCUGGAAGGCUCAUUGGUGGACUUACUUUGUGUUGUCAUUAAUGGCCCAACAAUGCACCAGCCUCUAGCCUCUUGAAGAGGAUUGAAGAUGCAGCCGGGGACCAGAAGGCCCAAACUAACUAACAGAGAA
Molecule: messenger RNA, 3288 nt
Organism: Durio zibethinus
Lineage: Eukaryota; Viridiplantae; Streptophyta; Magnoliopsida; Malvales; Malvaceae
Gene: BXL2
Product: beta-xylosidase 2
Biological process (GO): xylan catabolic process; arabinan catabolic process
Molecular function (GO): alpha-L-arabinofuranosidase activity; xylan 1,4-beta-xylosidase activity
Source: RefSeq, a predicted model, not a curated record